Lampris incognitus (smalleye Pacific opah) is the source of this 4389-nucleotide messenger RNA. It is a transcript of the gene glis2a, whose product is annotated as GLIS family zinc finger 2a. NCBI's taxonomy places the organism in Eukaryota, Metazoa, Chordata, Actinopteri, Lampriformes, Lampridae. Gene Ontology annotation, molecular function: DNA-binding transcription factor activity, RNA polymerase II-specific; RNA polymerase II cis-regulatory region sequence-specific DNA binding. Gene Ontology annotation, cellular component: nucleus. Bases 544 to 2022 code for a protein of 492 amino acids. The record is from RefSeq and is a predicted model, not a curated record. The transcript is spliced from 7 exons. Gene Ontology annotation, biological process: regulation of transcription by RNA polymerase II; smoothened signaling pathway.
UGAGCGAUGCACCUUCCAGAGAACGCCAGCGGGUUCUAAGCGUGUCCAGCACGUGUCGCGUCCUCCAGCCGAUGCUUCCACCUGCUCUUUGAUGCUGCCGCUGUUUUGCUUUUUACGUCAGUUCGAUUUCUGAGCAAGCGCGAGUUUUUUUUUAAUUUUACGCCAGGCUUUUGCGAUUGCACAUCUCUGAACACUGACUGUUCCCAACAGGCAAAUCCUUCUUCCUCCUUCUCCUCCUCCUCCUCCUCCUCCUCCUCCUCUUUCUUCUCCUUAGAAAACAGAACGACUCUCUGUGUGGGAGGAUAUCCGCAGGCCUUACUCGCGUCCCGCUUUAUGUCCACGUGCAAAGUGAUGUCAAUGCAAGCCAGUCGACGACGAUGGUAAAGGAAACGUCCAACUCGUCCGAGUAGCGAUUCUACGGUCCUGUGUCUUUUUUUGGGGGGAGGGGGAGGAAACGACGACGAGACUACUGGGAGAAGUGACAGACGUCAGAGAAGAGGAGGCUGGACUUCAUCUCAGGUGAGCGGGAGUAACCAAGAAGCCAUGUUGUCACUGGACGAGCCGCUGGACCUGAAGCUUCCAUCAGGGAGGACCAACGGGAGUGUGAGAUUAGGGAAGAGGAGUUCUGCCUCUAUCUGUGCCCCGCUCACCGUCACACGGCCACGUCUUCUUCGCACCACCUUCCCUUCACCGCCAUCUUCCCCAGAUUCCCAGUCUCCUUCCCAGGAGCGACUCGGGUCCUGCUUCAGCCCACCAGCCAUGGACCUCAGCCAGUCCCCUUCUUUCCGACAGGCCUCCUCCCCUUCACCUUCCCCCUCUUCGUCCUUCUCUUCCUCCCCUUCCUCCCCUCUGGAAUCCCCUCACAGCAGUGGCAGCCCGCUGCCUCAUCUCUUCACACAGGAGCGAAUCCAUCCUCAGCAAGCCGAGGGAAGAGCUUCAGUGCAAGGCUAUCACUUCUACUUGCCCAUCAGAAGCCCGGGGGCCGGGUACAACUUCCCCUCCUCAGGGUUUGUUGGUCAGAAGAAGGAGGAGCGAGCUUCGCCCGCGCGCUCCUCAGAUGAACCGCUGGCCUGCCGUUGGAUGAAGUGCCACCUGCUGUUUGACUCGCUCCAGGAUUUGGUGGAUCACAUCAACGACUACCACGUCAGGCCUGAGAAGGACUCUGGGUACCGCUGCCAGUGGGAGGGCUGUGCUCGUAACGGGAGAGGCUUCAACGCCAGGUACAAGAUGCUGAUCCACAUCCGCACGCACACCAACGAGAAGCCGCACCACUGCCCCACCUGCAGCAAGAGCUUCUCACGUCUGGAAAAUCUCAAGAUACACACUCGCUCACACACAGGAGAGAAACCUUACAUCUGCCCUUACGAGGGAUGCAGCAAGCGGUACUCAAACUCCAGCGACCGCUUUAAGCACACGCGCACCCACUACGUGGACAAACCCUACUCCUGCAAGAUGGCCGGCUGCCUGAAACGCUACACGGACCCCAGCUCGCUGCGUAAACACAUCAAAGCCCAUGGACACUUCGUAGCCCAGGAGCAUGGCUCCCCGGGCAGACUGGAGGCAGUGAGGAGCCUGCAGGGGGCCCAGGGAGCCCAAGGGGCCGCUGAGUCGCCCUACAUGAGCAGUGCCCGCAUCAUCAUCCCUGGGGCUGCAGCGAGUCUCCUUGGGGGGCUUGGCGCCACCCUGCCACUCUCUGCCCUUUGCCAUGCCAGAGCACUGGGCCACCAGGGGGCGCCAUUAUUCUCCCUAGGAGGUGGUGGAGGAAGGAGCAGCAGGGAGGCGCUGGGCCUGCACGACGCCCCCUUGAUGCCGUUUGGACUGUCGGCUGUGUCCAUGCUAGGGCUGGGUGCUCUAGGCUUGGGGAGGGUAGGGGUCGGGGAGGAAGAGGAGGAAGGGGAGGGCGAGCGAGAGGGGGAGGUGCUUAACCUGUCUGCCAGAGUUGGGACCACACGGGGUGACCCCUUGUCUUGGGUUGUGGUACCCCCCGGGGCUUUUCUCCUCAAACCAGCUGUUGUCAGCUAGAAGAUGAACUCACAUGCCUCCAAAUGCUUAUUUCAAGGGAACGGUGUGUGUGUGUGUGUGUGUGUGUGUGUGUGUGUGUGUGUGUGCUGUUAAUGUAGACAUGUGACUAAACGUGUGUGUCCUUGUGAAUGUAUCCAGGUGUGCCGGUUGGGAGGGACUUGGCAGAUUGGGCCAAUUUUUGUUUUUUAAUGGGACUAAAGGCCACUGUUCCCUGCAAUAUACCCAGUAACACUUUAAACCAUUCCAGGCCGGAAACCAACUAAAUGUUACCCGCAUGAUGGUCGACAACCCCGCUGGACUGCUCGCACAGACCCGUGUGGCAAAUUCAUACAUCUGUGUAGUGAAAAGGGCAGUACCGGAAGGGGGCAAACGGCAACGUACUGCAUAACCGACAACGUUACUCUCGUACAGCUUGAUGAGGAAGGCUACCCGUUUCACCAGCGCUACCCCGCCCUUCAGCGGGGCGCAUCCCGAAUCCCGUUAGCAGCGUUAAGAUAGAGUGCAAUAUGGAGUCCAAAGUGAUUGUUGAUAGAAGUACUUAAAUACUGAUCGAUGGUUUGAAAGAAAAGCACAUUACUGAUUAUUAUUAUUGAUUAUUAUGGAGGUCACAAGUCACUUCAGACCUUUGCGUACAAACCAGUCGUGUUUACUACAAGGGAGUGAUCUGUGUUUUUGAAAUACUGACUAAUGAGUUUCAGGCGGCAAAAUUAUUCACUUUGGAAUCGGACCUGCAGCAUUUUACCAUCAUAACCCUGCUGUGUGUGACGGGGAUUUUCAAGACGACUUUCGCCCUCGGUGUUAUUUUGAUUAGGUAACAUAUUUUUCAGUUAUGCUAUCACACACACACACACACACACACAACAAAUGCACACCCACGUGACUCCUUAUCACGCAGCAGAAACGUAAGUAAGAAAACAGGACAACCUGCUCGUCUCUAACCCAGAUUUCGAAACGCAGAACUUCUCACCGCGUGCGUGAUUUCCCCGGGGAAACGUGGAAGUUGUUCGUACAUCUCAAGCACAAUAUUGUACACAGCUCUGUUUUUACACAACACUCCGUCUGACAAACCCAAAUAUGUUUUGAGUCUCGGAAAAAAAAAAGAAGAAAAUACACAAUACGAACAGUGAACUUUACUGAAGGUAAUUUGACGGUUUCUCCCCACGCUGGCAGUUUAGUAUAUUUAAUUGCUUUCUUAAUUGUUCUAAUGACAACGAUCUGAACAGGAUCUGCCUUACAGCAAGUCAGACAGGAGCCACAUAAAGUUUGGUUAAAUGACUUGUAUUGGCCGGUGAUACACAUGAAAUGACUUGUAUUGGCCGGUGAUACACAUGAAAUGACUUGUAUUGGCCGGUGAUACACAUGAAAUGACUUGUAUUGGCCGGUGAUGCACAUUAAAUGACUUGUAUUGGCCGGUGAUACACAUGAAAUGACUUGUAUUGGCCGGUGAUGCACAUUAAAUGACUUGUAUUGGCCGGUGAUACGCAUGAAAUGACUUGUAUUGGCCGGUGAUACGCAUGAAAUGACUUGUAUUGGCCGGUGAUGCACAUUAAAUGACUUGUAUUGGCCGGUGAUACACAUGAAAUGACUUGUAUUGGCCGGUGAUGCACAUUAAAUGACUUGUAUUGGCCGGUGAUACACAUGAAAUGACUUGUAUUGGCCGGUGAUACGCAUGAAACGACUUGUAUUGACCGGUGAUGCACAUUAAAUAACUUGUAUUGGCCGGUGAUACGCAUGAAACGACUUGUAUUGGCCGGUGAUGCACAUUAAAUUACUUGUAUUGGCCGGUGAUACACAUGAAAUGACUUGUAUUGGCCGGUGAUGCACAUUAAAUGACUUGUAUUGGCCGGUGAUACACAUUAAAUAACUUGUAUUGGCUGGUGAUACACAUGAAAUGACUUGUAUUGGCCGGUGAUGCACAUGUGCUUAAGAAGUGUCUUAGACGUACACCCGAGCACCUGGCCAAUAUGAAAGAGACGAUGGCAAGCAAUGGUUCAAGAUGCAAAGAAUUUGCCAAGUUAAGUGUCUUUAAGGUCAAAGGUCAAACCUCGACAAUGGCCAGAUGCGGCCAGUAACCCUUCUGAGUUUACUUAUCAUAUAUCCAUGUUUGCACACUUAAUAAGUGUACUAUUGUAGUCAGUAUCUUAAACAAGUGCCUUGUGUUACACCUGCAAUACACAACAUACACACAGCAUAUGAGUUAAAUGUAAACAAAUUUAAAGACGUAUAAAUGUACUUUUUGUGUUUUUUGUUUCAAAGGAUGAAUUGUAAUGACGAGAUGUGAUAUAUACAUCACGGCCACUUCAGUUUUUUUUUUUUUUUUUUUUAUGGACGAUGACGAUGACUCGAUGUCAGUAAAGGAGUAAUGUU